ACCAGCCCUAGACCUCUGCUUGUGGGUCCUUCCUCUGAAGACGUCACCAGUGUGUGGAGCCUGCCCCACACCCACUCCCUGCCAAACCACGGCCUUUACCUGUGUCUUCCGGUGUUUCCCGUGCGACCCAUCCUGUGGGAGUGCCUCGUGGGCCACUCCGGAGUUCACUCCACGCUCUGCGGCGCCAAUGGUGAAGAUGACAAGAUCCAAGACUUUCCAGGCGUAUCUGCCUUCCUGCCACCGGACCUACAGCUGCAUUCACUGCAGAGCCCACUUGGCCAAUCACGAUGAACUCAUUUCCAAGUCGUUCCAAGGAAGUCAAGGACGAGCAUACCUCUUUAACUCAGUAGUUAAUGUGGGCUGCGGGCCUGCAGAAGAGCGAGUGUUGCUCACAGGACUGCAUGCAGUCGCAGACAUUUACUGUGAAAACUGCAAAACCACUCUGGGCUGGAAAUAUGAACAUGCCUUUGAAAGCAGCCAGAAAUAUAAAGAAGGCAAAUACAUCAUUGAGCUAGCACACAUGAUCAAGGACAAUGGCUGGGACUGAUCAGAGGGUAUCUGCCUACCCCAGUGUCCACGUGAACGCCAUCCAACCGAACAUUCUACCCAAGCGUGAGAGAGUGACUGAACACUUGGUUCCAUCCAUUUAGGGGCCUUGCCAUCUGGGGCAUUCUCCCACCCUGCCGCCGUCUUUCUGGUGACCGGCCUCUAAAUCGCUGUCUCUCUGUCUCUUUGCUUUGUAUCUGUUUGUGAGUUGAUCCUGGCUUCUCUCUCUGUUCUAGUGUUGGCUGAAAACAAAACAACGAAAGGAACAGAUGCCUGACCGCAUGGCGGCAGCCCACCUUGAUAAGGGCCCCGGGGCCCAUUAAGAGCUGCCUGAUGGCCUCUUGUCAGGAGAGCAGUGGCACAGCACAGGGGUACAAGGAAGAAGGAAAUGGGGAGCCUUGAGGGUCCCAGGGCUGGUCAGGGGACGGGAUGUUAGAGGGAGGAACAAAAUUGUGCUGCUCCUGGAGUCCUGGUAACUUAGGCUUGAAAUAAUCGACUUGUCUAAAAGGACAAAGAAAAAAAAUACCUCAUAGACUGCAUUCUCUCUGAUCAGAAGCUUCUGUUCCUGACACCAGCUGUGUCCAGUUAGCAUUGGAGCACAAGAACGGGCCCUAACUAGUGGGGCAGGGGCCUGGUCCUCCUGGGUCCAGUUAGGGGUGUCCUGGCAGCAGAGAGUGUGAAGCCCAGAUGGUUUUGAUAAGCUCUGAUGCCUCACUGCCCCUUCAGGUAAUCUUUGCCUCUUCAGCCACUGUUGGUGAGAGGAGGGGAGACUGCCUUUUGCAAUGGGUGCAAGAUCCAAACAUCCCAAAGGCUUUGACCGCCAACAAAGUUAAAAAUCAGUAAUUGAGGAGAACAGGGAACAAAGGGGGCUGCCAUUUGGGAGCUUCUGCAGAAAUGGCUCAGAUAUUAUUGGCCAGGAAAAAAAAAAAAAAAUAGAACCAGCUAGCGGUUCUGACUGUCUGACCUUUUCCCCCCUGACCCCUAAUAAGAAAAGAGCAUUGUGGCAAGGAAGUGGGUGGGGUGGGGCAAUAGUUUAGAUUUGAGCCAUUACAGGUUAGUGUAUCUUUCCCCUUUGGUAUGCAAUGGCUUCAGUGAGAUCAGCAGUUCUUUGUAGAUAGAGUUUUGAUUGUUUUUCUCCAGUUCUAUCAUUGUAGAUUGUGGAAAACAAAGUCCUAAGGCUUUGAGCUUAGUGAUAACUGGGCCAGUAGAUUGCUUAUGCCCCUAGCUGUUCUCCUUGGACUUGAAUGCUUUGUGUGGAGAGAAAUUGUCAGAGUGGUCCAGCAGUGGGGAGGGCUUAGGUAUGAUGUCAAACAUCAAGUAACAAAUUCCGAUAUUAGCCCCUGCCUCUCAUCUCCCAAACCAAAGUUCAUUAUAUU
Hyaena hyaena (striped hyena) is the source of this 1922-nucleotide messenger RNA. It is a transcript of the gene YPEL2, whose product is annotated as yippee like 2. The coding region runs from base 188 to 547 and encodes 119 amino acids. The transcript is spliced from 4 exons. The record is from RefSeq and is a predicted model, not a curated record. Lineage: Eukaryota; Metazoa; Chordata; Mammalia; Carnivora; Hyaenidae.